UAUUUUCAGUUAUCAUAACUUUUUUGUGGUUUUGGAAUCCAUAAAUUUCCUCCAAUUUUGAGUUGUUAAACUAUUUUAAAGAUGAUCAUUAUGCACUUAUACAGUUUUUCUAACUCAUUGUUGUACACAUUUUAGAAUGCAAUUUUGUUGCAUAGUAGCUGUUUGACAAAUUGCCACAGAGAGAUAGUAACAUAUAGGAAGUGGCUUUAGCAUAAUAUAGCAUAUUUAGUUACAUGGUUCAUGUUAAUAUUUCAUAUAUUUACAUUGGAAACACUCACUUUCUGAUCAUCCUACUACUGUUUUUUGUUAUAUCCUUAGUCAGAAUCAGAAACCCUCAUUUGUAACCACUUCACUGUCCUGAAACUGAAACCAUCUUGCCCUUUAAGGUUUCUUCCGUUGUCGUCAAAUAACAGUAGUUUUACUUUUUCUAGUUUUCAAAAACCCCAUCCAUGUCUAUGACAAUUCGAAGCUUCAUUCGAUGUAUGCAUAAUCAUGUAAGACCUGUUCUGCAACCAGCAACUGUCUCUAAUCUAAGUACAGAGCUACCGACUAAUAGUUACAUAAUAUUGUUGUGUAAGCAACAGCAUUACAAAGAAGCGCUGGAAGUGUUUGAUUUUCAUCUAAAGAAUCCGAAUAUCCAUUUUGAACCAAGCACGUAUACGAGUUUAGUUUUGGCUUGCGCCAACUCUAGAUCACUUGAAUAUGCAAAGAAAAUCCAUGAUCACAUUUCAAAAUCCAGCUGCCAACCAAGCAUGAUUCUCCAAAAUCAUAUUAUUAACAUGUAUGGAAAAUGUGGUUCUAUGAAUGAUGCUAGAAAAGUUUUUGACACAAUGCAGCUACGAAAUGUGGUCUCUUGGACUUCACUGAUCUCCGGAUACUCACAGAACAGUCAAGAGAACGAUGCCAUCAUCAUGUAUAUUCAAAUGAUGCAAUCGGGUCAAUUUCCGGACCAGUUAACCUUUGGAAGCAUAAUUAAGGCUUGCUACAUUGCCGGGGAUAUAGGUUUAGGUAGGCAACUGCAUGCUCAUGUCAUUAAAUCAUGGUUUGGUCAUCACUUGAUCUCCCUAAAUGCUCUUAUUUCAAUGUACACAAAUUUCGGACAAAUCACACAUGCGUCAAAUGUAUUUACAACGAUUUCUACAAAGGAUUUAAUUUCUUGGGGUUCCAUGAUUACGGGAUAUACUCAACAAGGUUAUAGGAUAGAAGCUUUAUAUAUUUUCCGAGAUAUGCUCAGGCAGGGAGUUUAUCAGGCAAAUGAGUUCAUAUUUGGCAGUGUUUUCAGUGCUUGCAGCAACCUUCUUGAACUAGAGUAUGGAAAGCAAGUACAUGGAAUGUGCGCUAAAUUCGGUUUAGGGAGGAACGUUUUCGCUGGAUGCUCCCUUUGUGACAUGUAUGCAAAAUUCGGAUUUUUACCUUCGGCAAAGACGGCAUUCUAUCAGAUUAAAAGCCCUGAUAUAGUGUCAUGGAAUGCAAUUAUUGCAGCAUUUGCUGACAAUGGUGAUGCUAAUGAAGCCAUAGAUUUUUUCCAUCGGAUGAUGCAAACAGGACUGAUCCCAGAUAACGUUACUUUUAUUUCCUUACUUUGCGCUUGUGGGAGCCCCACAGCAUCUAACCAGGGUAUGCACAUUCAUUCUUACAUUGUCAAAAUCGGUCUCGAUAAGGAAGUAUCGGUAUGCAACUCCUUGUUAACCAUGUACACAAAGUGCUCAAAUCUAUAUGAUGCAUUAAAUGUUUUCAGAGAUGUAAGCGGAAAUGCCAACUUAGUUUCUUGGAAUGCAAUUCUUUCAGCAUGCUUGCAGCACAAGCAAGAAGGAGAGACUUUCAGAUUAUUUAAACAAAUGCUUUAUUCUGAAAAUAAGCCUGACAGUAUCACCAUAACUACUCUAUUAGGAACCUGUGCUGAGCUGACAUCUUUAGGUGUCGGAAAUCAAGUGCAUUGCUAUAGUAUUAAAAGUGGGCUAGUGCUUGAUGUUUCUGUGUGCAAUGGAUUGAUUGACAUGUAUGCAAAAUGUGGAUCACUUAAACAUGCUCGCGACGUUUUUGAUUCAACGCAGAGCCCAAAUAUUGUCUCAUGGAGUAGUUUAAUUGUUGGUUAUGCUCAGUUUGGACUUGGACAUGAAGCUCUUAAUCUCUUUAAAGUUAUGACAAAUCUUGGCGUUCGGCCUAACGAGGUCACAUAUCUCGGGGCUCUCAGCGCGUGCAGUCACAUUGGAUUAGUGGAGGAAGGCUGGCGUUUAUAUAAAUCCAUGGAAACAGAAUACAGAAUUCCACCGACAAGAGAACACUUCUCUUGCAUGGUUGAUUUGCUUGCUCGUGCCGGAUGCUUCCAUGAAGCAGAGACUUUUAUUCAGAAAUCAGAAUUUGACCCUGACAUUACUACUUGGAAAACUCUACUUGCUGCUUGUAAAACUCAUAAUAAUAAAGUUGACAUUGCAGAGAGAGCUGCAGAAAAUAUACUAAAACUCGAUCCUUCCAACUCUGCGGCAAUGGUGAUGCUUUCUAACAUACAUGCUUCUGCUGGUAAUUGGGAAGAUGUUGCUAAACUAAGGAACCUAAUGAAACAAAUGGGUGUACAAAAGGUACCUGGUCAAAGCUGGAUAGAAGUUAAGGAUAAGAUCCAUAUAUUCUUCUCUGAAGAUAGCUCACAUCCACAAAGGAGCAACAUUUACACAAUGCUUGAAGAGUUAUGGCUGCAGGUGCUAGAUGAUGGCUAUGAUCUUUGCCAGAGGUUAGAGAUUAGCAUUUGGUAGUUAAAAAGUUGAAAAUUUGUAGUUGGAUUAUAGUUAUAUAGCACUGACACCUCGGGAAAAAAUGUGUGUAUGUGUCAGCGUCUGUAUCCGAAUCCAACACCUAUAUUUGUGAUUACGCUUAAUUUAUUCAUUUUUUAAAAAUUAUUACUUGUGUUAACGUGUCAGC
Lathyrus oleraceus (garden pea) is the source of this 2916-nucleotide messenger RNA. Its product is annotated as pentatricopeptide repeat-containing protein At3g53360, mitochondrial. Bases 450 to 2750 code for a protein of 766 amino acids. Lineage: Eukaryota; Viridiplantae; Streptophyta; Magnoliopsida; Fabales; Fabaceae. The transcript has a single exon. Gene Ontology annotation, molecular function: protein binding; RNA binding. Gene Ontology annotation, cellular component: intracellular membrane-bounded organelle. The record is from RefSeq and is a predicted model, not a curated record. Gene Ontology annotation, biological process: RNA modification.